Molecule: messenger RNA, 804 nt
Organism: Paracoccidioides lutzii Pb01
Exons: 1
Coding region: 1-804 (267 amino acids)
Biological process (GO): protein autoubiquitination; protein monoubiquitination; proteasome-mediated ubiquitin-dependent protein catabolic process
Cellular component (GO): cytosol; nucleus; ubiquitin ligase complex
Molecular function (GO): ubiquitin conjugating enzyme binding; cyclin binding; ubiquitin protein ligase activity
Source: RefSeq, a predicted model, not a curated record
AUGGCAUUCGGAAUUCAAGCGGGAUUGUCUCUCUAUGCCGAACUGUUGCCAAACAUCCGCCAAAUCAUGCUUCACGUGUCCUUGGCUGAUUCCUUGUUUUCAUCUGAGAGCUCCGGCAUCCCGCGAAUUCCCGUUGACCCUCUUGAUAACAAAUUUUCUCUUACUCUUCAGCCCUCACGCCGCUCAGUCUGCCUCUCUGGUCCCUGGGGAGAACGAACCUUUGACCUACCGGCACGUGUUUCGGUAUCCGCAUACGCAACUCUUGCUACAAGACCUAUUCAUAUAUAUCGGGGUGUAGUUAAACACAAUGAACAUAAUGAACUCACCUAUAGACUCCAAGUUGACGAGACCAGCCCUUCAGUCGGGCCCCGGUUACCAGAUGGCGGAGUGAAUAAUGGGCUGCAAGUUCCGUGGACUUCAAAGGACAUGAAUGCUGAAAGCUGCAUUGGGUGUCGACAGUGCAAAAGUAUUCUUUUUAAUCCUCCAGUGAAGGGGGGGAUUAUAUGGAAAGACUUACCUAGUUCUGAUUGGGCAGAGAUGAUGGAUUUAUGGCAUUGCCACAAACCUGAUGCGCAUGAAGACGGUCAUGGUGAUGCUACCAAUCACGCCGGACCUCAUGUCAACGAUGGGAACGAAACUAUAAAAGGGUAUGGUGCCGCCAAUCAGAUCGUCUGCGCACGUGGGACAGUAUUGAUUGACAUUUUGUCUUUUGUGAUGGCAGAGGAUGAUUGCCAGGGAUUGGAGAAGUCAGUAAGUGCCAAUUUUAUUUCAUUUCCUUUUCUUAUGGUUUAUGGCGGCCGGUAA